AUGGCAAAUGCUGUGAAGAAUGAUAAGUGUGAUGAAUCCCAGAGGCAGAGGUUGUCUGAUCUCUGUGCAUCUGUUGUAAGCAAUCCAAAGGAAACAAGUAAGCUGGACGAGCUAUUUGAGAGGCUGAAGAAGUCACCUGGGAUGGCGCUGGAGAUAUGGAGAUACGACUCGAUGCCAAUUUUCCUGCUUCAGGAGGUGGUUGCGCCGUACAUGAUCCUGAGUACAAGCAAGUUCGAUGAAAGAGAGUGUCACCGGCUGUACACGGUUCUGAAUAUUCUGCAGAUACUGGUUAGCGAACCGAAGAUAAAGAAAGUCUUCGUCGAUGCCAGGUUUCCCUACUACAUAUACAGAUACCUGGUGAUGUCUGAUUCCAACUCGAAGCACGAGACGCUGCGGAUUUCUGCGCUGGGAGUGAUUGCCUCGCUACUUCAGAAUGGAGACCAGUACAUACAUAAGCAGCUGAAGACGACCGAGGUUGUCCCUCUCCUCCUCAAGAUAGUUGAUCUAGGGUCUGAGGCAUCUCAACUGCUUUCUGCAAAUAUCUUUGGACUGAUAAUAGGGAAUGACGACGGACUUAACUAUGCAUGCCAGACGUUCGACAGGUUUUCGGCAAUAAACCUAAUGUUUAACUCACUGGCAUCACAGGCUGUUAGUCUUGGAUCUACAAGGCUGAUUAAAGUGGCGCUGCGGAUUUAUAUCCGACUCUGUGCAAAGCCUCACAUCAGGGCAUUGCUGAGUUCAAAGAAGCCUGACGGGCUAUUUACCGACGAGGCGAGUUUAUUAAUCGCAUCUGAUGGGGAGUGCAAGGCUCUCUUCAAGACGUUUACCAACUUGAUAUGCUGA
Encephalitozoon cuniculi GB-M1 is the source of this 843-nucleotide messenger RNA. RefSeq names its product CCR4-NOT core subunit CAF40. The record is from RefSeq and is marked provisional. Gene Ontology annotation, cellular component: P-body; CCR4-NOT complex; CCR4-NOT core complex. Lineage: Eukaryota; Fungi; Microsporidia; Unikaryonidae. The transcript has a single exon. The coding region runs from base 1 to 843 and encodes 280 amino acids. Gene Ontology annotation, biological process: negative regulation of translation; mRNA catabolic process.